This is a messenger RNA of Thecamonas trahens ATCC 50062, 1658 nucleotides long. RefSeq lists its product as uncharacterized. Bases 63 to 1658 code for a protein of 531 amino acids. Lineage: Eukaryota; Apusomonadida; Apusomonadidae. The transcript has a single exon. The record is from RefSeq and is a predicted model, not a curated record.
CGCCACCGCCGCCGCCGCCACCACCACCUGGAGGAUCCGGUGGUCCGCCGCCGCCUCCACCAAUGCCCGGUUCCGGUGGACUCAAGGGUGCUGGCGGUACCAAGCCGAAGAAGAAAAUGCGGGCGGUGCAGUGGAAGAAACUUCCGCCUCGUCUGGUCGGCCGGACAGUGUGGUACGAGAUUAAGCCGGACGCGUUUGAGCUUGAGGCGAGCGACGUCGAAGAGUACUUUGGAGUCACCGAGGCCAAGAAGGCAAAGCCUGUGCAAGCCGCGGGCACUGCGUCCAAGGUUGUGUCGCUGCUAGAGGGCCGGCGGCCGAUGAACAUCGACAUUGCGCUGCGGCGGAUCAACAAGACGCCCGACCAGAUCCGGGAGCUGCUGCUCGCGCCAGACCCGACGGUGCUGAAAAACGAGUUUCUGGCCGAGCUGCUCAAGAUGCUCCCAACCGACUUGGAGCGGACCUUGUUCUCUGAGUAUGAGGGCGAGGCGAGUGCGCUGAGCAUCGCAGACCAAUCGGUCAUGGCGCUGAUGUCAGUCCCCAUGGUCGAGUCGCGGAUUCGCAACUAUAUGGCCAUUGACGAGUUUGACGAGGCCGCCAUCGACAUCACUGACUCACUGGCGACUGUCCAGCUGGCGUGCGACCAAGUUCUCGCCUCACGCGGCCUGCGGUCGCUCAUGGGUGCUGUCCUGGUGGUCGGCAACUACUGCAACAAGGGCACGCCGCGUGGCGGCUCCAAGGGCUUUAAGUUUAGCUCGCUCGCCAAGAUCAUGACCACUCGCUCGGGCGUCUCGUCCAAGUUUACCCUCAUGGACUAUGCGGUGCGGCUGCUGCACUCGUCGGGCCUGGUAGAGGACGACUUCCCUUUGUCGGACAACGAGAGCGAGGCCGGUGAGGACGACACGGCCGGUGAGGCUGAGCAGGUUGAGAUGGCUGGGGAGAGUACAAGUAGCGGGAAGCUGCCGCUGAUGUGGCCGACGUCGGAGCUGUCGGCAGUCAAGGCUGCCGCGAGUGUCUCUGUGGCGCAGAUCGAGAGCUACGUGGUGGAGCUGGCGAACAAGGCCGAGGUCAUUUACAAGGAGUUUGAGACGCUGACGGAUCCCGAGGCCGACGAUGUGACGGCUGACGAGGCGUACACCAACUUUUUGGACUCGUUCCUCUCGCUGGCGCUAGAGCGGCUGAGCGACUUGUACGGCGCGCUCGACGAGGUCAAGGCUUCGUUUGACGAGGUGCUCGAGUUCAUGGCCGGCGACCAGAAGCCGCUGCCGACGAUCCAGGCCUUCUUCCAAGAGCUGACCGCCAUCAUCGAUGCCUAUGGUAAGGCCGAGUUCCAGUGGGUGAACGACCGGCCGCGGACAGCCAAGACUGGAGAUUCGGUGUCGCGGGCAGCAUCGCCGCUCACCGUCGCUGAACACAACUCCGAAGAGGUGAGCAUGCGCAAGGCGCUACUGGCUGAUCAGCUCAAGGCUCGCCGCGGGGGGAUGAACAACACCGAGUCGUCGGACUGGGACGACGAGGAUGACGGCGACGCCGCCGGUCGCGCCGAACCCGAGUCGGUCCGCGACGCUGUAGCGCACGCCAUCGCCGCCGCCGCCGCCACGCUACCGAGCGCGUCGGGCUCGGCCGCCGGUGCCUCGUGGGAGUCGUCAGGCUAUGACUAG